Sapajus apella (tufted capuchin) is the source of this 3953-nucleotide messenger RNA. It is a transcript of the gene MAP2K6, whose product is annotated as mitogen-activated protein kinase kinase 6. Lineage: Eukaryota; Metazoa; Chordata; Mammalia; Primates; Cebidae. The transcript is spliced from 12 exons. Bases 565 to 1401 code for a protein of 278 amino acids. Gene Ontology annotation, biological process: protein phosphorylation; MAPK cascade. The record is from RefSeq and is a predicted model, not a curated record. Gene Ontology annotation, molecular function: MAP kinase kinase activity; ATP binding.
CUGGAAACUGACCACAUAUUGUUUUUCUUUCUUUUAAGAAGUGAAAGAGGCAUUUAUAGAAAGGCUGCAGAACACGGUCCUGUCCAGAAUUACCUUAUAGAUUUAUUCCUCCAAGUUGGGUUAAUGAUUAAUGUCACACCUGGGUGUCCACAUAGACCCACGUCCCUUCUCCCUUCCCGAAGCUGCAAUUUCCUGGGAACAAUGAACUUGCAGAGGUUUGCUGCCAUCCGAACAUGAGGAGGGGUGGAGUCUGUUCAGUUCUGUUUCUUCUUGCUGAAGUGUGGUCUUUGGAGCUAAGUGAAGAAUGACUUCUAUGGGGUUUUCCUCUGCUGGCCUUCCUUGCAGCCCUGGGAACCUCAUCAGAGUCGCCUCUGCUGAACUCUCAUUGUGCAGCUCUGUCACAGAUGGGCAAGUAAGAAGCGAAACCCUGGCCUUAAAAUUCCAAAAGAAGCAUUUGAACAACCUCAGACCAGUUCCACGCCACCUCGAGAUUUAGACUCCAAGGCUUGCAUUUCUAUUGGAAAUCAGAACUUUGAGGUGAAAGCAGAUGACCUGGAGCCUAUAAUGGAACUGGGACGAGGUGCAUACGGGGUGGUGGAGAAGAUGCGGCACGUGCCCAGCGGGCAGAUCAUGGCAGUCAAGCGGAUCCGAGCCACAGUAAAUAGCCAGGAACAAAAAAGGCUACUGAUGGAUUUGGAUAUUUCCAUGAGGACGGUGGACUGUCCAUUCACCGUCACCUUUUAUGGCGCACUCUUUCGGGAGGGUGAUGUGUGGAUCUGCAUGGAGCUCAUGGAUACAUCACUAGAUAAAUUCUACAAACAAGUUAUUGAUAAAGGCCAGACAAUUCCAGAGGACAUCUUAGGGAAAAUAGCAGUUUCUAUUGUAAAAGCAUUAGAACAUUUACACAGUAAGCUGUCUGUCAUUCAUAGAGACGUCAAGCCUUCUAACGUACUCAUUAAUGCUCUUGGUCAAGUGAAGAUGUGUGAUUUUGGAAUCAGUGGCUACUUGGUGGACUCUGUAGCUAAAACAAUUGAUGCAGGUUGCAAGCCAUACAUGGCCCCUGAAAGAAUAAACCCAGAGCUCAACCAGAAGGGAUACAGUGUGAAGUCUGACAUUUGGAGUCUGGGCAUCACGAUGAUUGAGUUGGCCAUCCUUCGAUUUCCCUAUGAUUCAUGGGGAACUCCAUUUCAGCAGCUCAAACAGGUGGUAGAGGAGCCAUCGCCACAACUCCCAGCAGACAAGUUCUCUGCAGAGUUUGUUGACUUUACCUCACAGUGCUUAAAGAAGAAUUCCAAAGAACGGCCUACAUACCCAGAGCUAAUGCAACAUCCAUUUUUCACCCUACAUGAAUCCAAAGCAACAGAUGUGGCAUCUUUUGUAAAACUGAUUCUUGGAGACUAAAAAGCAAUGGACUUAAUUGGUUGACCCUACUGUGGAUUGGUGGGUUUCGGGUGAAGCAAGUUCACUACAGCAUCAAUAGAAAGUCAUCUUUGAGAUAAUUUAACCCUGCCUCUCAGAGGGUUUUCUCUCCCCAUUUUCUUUUUAUUGCCCCUCUUAAGAGGGUCUUGGAAUCUAUAGUAUAGAAUGAACUGUCUAGAUGGAUGAAUUAUCAUAAAAGCUUAGGACUUAAAAAGGUGAUUAAAUAUUUAAUGAUGUGUCAUAUGAGUCCUUAAGCUUCUCAGACUUCUCUUAUUCUUUACAAAAUGAAUGCAUUGGCCCUGACAAAAAGGUGCUACAGUAGUGAUGAGAUUAUAAGUAGACUUGUAGUUUGUCCCAUUUAUUAUUUUAAUAUUUAUGUUUAAGUGUUUGGUUGAAAAGAUUCCAUUUUAUACAAGAAGGGAGAUUAAAAAAAAAAGACAAGGUUGGGUUGGCAAUAUUUAUAGGGCUUUUAUUUUUUAAGUUCAAUUGUGUCUGUGGUCCAGAAGAAAUUAUUUAAUACGCAUCUUUGAGAAUAUUAUAAAAAUAUCAAAAAGGAGUUGUUCUUGUGAAAUGUCUGUUCCAGCUGUUGUGACUGCUGCCAUUUUUGCAAACAUCUGCUCAAUCCUGGGUGAUCACGACAUCUUUUAGGGGAAGUGGCAAGAUAUUCUGGUCAUACUCUUUUCCCAACUUUGGAAUACAUAAAAAUCACUCAUAUCACCUCUCAAAGAGUAAAACAUUUGGUUCUCCUGACACUUCUGGUAUAGUAUUAUCGGAAAGUGAUUAGUAAUAUGAUUUCAUAUCCAUUUACCUUUUCAUCUACCUGUGUGUGUGUUGUUUGUGUGUAUAUUUGGCAAUUCACAAGUCCUGCCAAGUGGUUUCUAUGAGCAUCUCUAUUUGGUAAGGAGGACAUUUGUCAGUUUUGAGGGGAGAUGUGUUAAACCACAGAAAAAAAUGGUGCCUUCUUCUGCGUUUGUCCCUCCUACCAUGUGCAAGUUUCAAGGAUUGCCUUUGUAGUUAAUGUACUCAGUGGCUUUGUUUGUUUUGUUGUUCAGUAAAGAAGCUUUACUAUUUAUAGAAGGGCUACAAUAGGAGAAAAUUAAAAGCAGUAAUUCUUUGAUAAGAUGAGGAAAUAAUAGGAAAGGUUGAAUUAAUUCCUAGGAAUGGACUACCACAUGUCCAAGAGUUGAGGCCAUAUCUUUCUUCAGCAGCAUGCAAUCGCUGGCUCCUCUAUAGGAGAUCAGCUUCAUUGGGAACUCCUAGCAGGUUGACUAAGCAACAAAAGUUCUUUCUCAUGGCUGAAUAUACCCUCUGGUUCUCUGAUUUGUAUCCCUAGGUUUCGUGAUGAUCAAGGAGUAAAGUAAUUGACAGGAAAAAUAUAGACCUGUGAUGAAUAACCAGGACCAUUUUGGACAAGGAAGGACAGAGGGUUUUGAUUUUAAAAAGAAGGAAAAAAACCCCUACUUUUUCUUUCUUGGCCCCAAGUUCAAUAUGGAGGGGAUUGCUUCCCUGAGUCCUCCCUUCCUUCCCCUUUUAGAUUUUGAAGUGCAAUCAUAUAUUUUUCUCUGCCUUUUUUCCUCCUUGUUCUUGACAAGGAGGAGUUUCUCAGCCCAGAUUGAGUGUGACACUUCCACCACUUCUUCAUAUUCAGUUCAAAGAUAUAUCUGUUUUAUUAAACAUCAGCUUCCUUUGCUCUAACGCUACCUCUGUCCUCAUUUUAUUCUAGCCAGAAAACAAAUAUCACCCUAGUGAUUAUCGCUGUUCACUUUCCCAUCUAUUUUCCUAAAUCUGGAAGUUCUUCUUGAGAUCAAGAGAAAAACUGCAGUUGUAUUCCUUACUUUAUUCACCCAUCUGUGAAAACAGGAAGCAAUAGGAAAAAUAUCCGGUUACUCCAUUUUAGCUUUUGGUGAACUAUUUAAAACAAAUUGUCUCUCUGAUCUGGGUCAGAUUACUCUUACCUGUUUUUCCACUUUGAGACAUUCUAAAUCAAAUAUGUAACUUAUCCUAUGUAUGCCUCUCCAGUCUGUGAACCUAGGCCAAACUUGCAAAAACAAUCAUAUUCAUAGUAGGGUAGAGAAAAAGUUAGUCUGUGGUUCUCAACCCUGCUGCACAUUGGAAUCAUCUGGGAGCUGUGAACACUGUCAUUGCCAAUGUUUUAGACAUCAGAGAUUUGAAUUUAACUCGUGGUGCCUAGGAAUUCGUGUUUUUUGUUUGUUUGUUUGUUUCGGUUUUUUUACAGACCUUUGUGUGAUUCUGAUAUGAAGCAGGGUUCAGAACACUGAUCUAGUAUUUUCUAAAGAGAACUGUCUUAAAUUUACUUUCUUUUGGACAUUUGCAGAGAGUAAUGUGCCAUUGCAGAGAGUAACAAGAACAGGUCCUAUUUCUUUCCCUUUCCUCAUCAGUAGAAAUAUCUUUAUCACUGUGAGGGAAGGCAUGUUCCUGGGAUACUGAUUGGAAGUGUAGAACACCUUUUCCCCGAAGAAGCUAUAUUCUGCACAGUGAUUAAAUAUCUUAAUGUGCUAAAGUAAAAAAAAAAA